Molecule: messenger RNA, 1547 nt
Organism: Carassius auratus (goldfish)
Lineage: Eukaryota; Metazoa; Chordata; Actinopteri; Cypriniformes; Cyprinidae
Gene: r3hcc1l
Product: R3H domain and coiled-coil containing 1-like
Exons: 7
Coding region: 95-1093 (332 amino acids)
Source: RefSeq, a predicted model, not a curated record
CUUUCCGACCGUGACGUCACGCCGCCCCUACGUCUCCAAACAUCCGGUUAUGGUUUCAACGUUUCGGCGAACUGAAAAAUAUUGAGACAUUUCUAUGGAGACUGAAGCAGCUCAGACAGACAAGGGGCCCAAAGCGGCUGCUCCGGCCCAAACCAAAAAGCCCAUGGAAAACGACGUUCCCAAGAAACGUCAGGCCGAGAAAUCGGAGAAGCCUCAUACAGAUGGUGACAAGAAAUCCAAACCCAGGCCCCGGUACACCGACAAGGCACGCAAGAAUAAGAAAGAUAAAGCCAAAGUGACAGAUGCUCCAAACAGAGAGGUCAAACAGGAAGAGGAUGGAGAUAAAGAAAACCUGAACAUGCACACAGAAAAAGAGGAGGAUACACAAAAUGUAUCCAGAACUAUGAACACACCAGAGGACACGGGGAGUGCACUAGAACAUGAUGGGGUGCCAAAAGAGGAAGAGGAGGGGGAGGAAGGGGAGAACUGGGAUUCUUUGUUUAAUGAUGACGGUGACUGUCUUGAUCCACAAUUGAUGGAGGAGUUGUCUCUGACGGAGGGCCGCAAGAAGCCGUCUUCACAGGAGGCGCGCUCCGACCACUAUGACUGGACGCCGGAGGAGGAAGAGGAGGUGGAGCUUCGGGACGAUGAGCUGUCACACAUUGUCGAGAUUUACGAUUUCCCGCCUGAGUUCAAGACGGAGGACUUGAUCAGAUCCUUCAGCUUGUUCCAGCAGAAGGGGUUUGACAUCAAGUGGAUUGAUGACAUGCAUGUCCUCGGUUUGUUCUCCAGUCCCUUCGCAGCUCGUGAUGCUCUGAGGAUGAAGAACCCCAUGAUGAAGAUCAGGCCUCUAUCCAAAUCAUCAAACGCAACUAAAGCCAAAGCGCGCAGCUGCUCCGAUUAUCUGCUGCCAGCUAAAGAGCGUCCUCAGACGAGUGCGGCUCUGGCUCGCCGCCUGGUGAUCGGGGCUCUGGGUGUGAAGAGUAACCAGACCAAAGAAGAGCGAGAGGCCGAGAGGAACAAACUACGGAAGGCAAAAGAACAAAAGUGUUUGGCUGCUAAGCAGCGUGAAGAUGCCUGGGAGGGCAAAUGAAGACCCAGGUUUGUGUUUAUGUGAACUAUGAAGCAUUUUGAUUUGAUCGUCAGUUCAGGUCUGAAGGGGUUUAUCUGUGGGUUUGGGGUCUGAAGGGAUCGGAUCUCACAUACACCUCCAGCAAGACUACUGCUAAACCAGCACAGACUGAACCAAAGCCACAAGAACAAAUGGAAACGGGUUCAUCGAAUCAAAGUGUGAGGGUCACACAAACUCCAACAGGGACAAUUUGUAAUUUUAUAUCUCUCCUCUUGAGAUUCGUUUUGAAUUGUGAGCUUUGCCCUGUAAAUGUUGAUGGUUGUUUUUAGUUUUAGAAAGGCCAUUUUAAUGCAUUUUUGUUAAAGAAUGGUGUUUUCUUCUCUUUUUGGUGACUAAAACAAAUUAAUCAUGUCAGUGUGAUUUCACUUUUGGUUUUCAUUUUUUACUUCAGUAAAGAGAAAAAACUACACUAAGA